Maniola jurtina (meadow brown) is the source of this 1626-nucleotide messenger RNA. RefSeq names its product divergent protein kinase domain 2A. The record is from RefSeq and is a predicted model, not a curated record. Lineage: Eukaryota; Metazoa; Arthropoda; Insecta; Lepidoptera; Nymphalidae. The coding region runs from base 241 to 1467 and encodes 408 amino acids. The transcript is spliced from 3 exons.
UUUUUUCAUAGAUUUUCCCACAGAUUUUCCUCAGCAUUUUUGAUUUUUCACAUUUUCAUGUUUAUCUUUUUUGAUGAUGUGAUGUGAUGUUUGUUGUUUAAACAAUUGAUUUUAAAUGAAUGUAUUAUCCAGUUUUAAGUGUUAAGAAGUGUAGAAAGAUGGAGGCACACUUCAUAUUAUUCUCUUAUAUUUUAAAUAAUCUCAAAACGCCUAGAUAAUGCAGUAGUUAAACUUAUAAGUAUGAAUGAAAGUUACAACAGAAUGUUACUGCGGCGUAGAUUUUGUAAACGCGUUGUGCUUAUGUUGACGGCCUUUUCUGUAUCAUUUUACGCUUCAGUUUUAUUGUUUGGAGGCUUUAAAGGGCCACAAGUGAUGCGUCUGACAGAUUUGAAUCGUUGUCCGGCUUGCUACGGCGUCACAGUAUGUCCUGAGCUUUAUUCCAAUCAAAUUACAUUAGAUUCUAACCAUUGGAAUAUGUUUAAUGCUAAGAAUAUCUAUUAUGGCUACACCAAGUCAAACAGAAGAGUAGUUCUAAAGAAACUAGCACAUGAUUGGGAACUAAGAGAGUUUGAUGACAAGCUUUGUGAUACCUGGCACUUGAAACAUAGUUGCAAGGCUAUUGAAUUGCUUAACAUGACAAAUGUAGAUGAGAAACUGUUGAAAAUAGUAGAGUUUAACCUAACAUGGCCAGACACAGAGCCUAGGAAAGGACUAGUGAUGUGUCCUUAUGCAUACAGUUUGUAUGAUUUGAUUCAGUCAUUGUUAAAUAAUAGACGAGAGAGUUAUAAAUCGGAGAUAAUAAAUAUUUGGACCAUGCUCAGCAUUAAUCCUGAACCUAUCAUUUUGCAGGUAAUACCAAAAUCUAAAGGUUGGCCAGUUCCACCAUACGGAGGGGUUUGCGGUCGCCUGGAAGUGGUGGGGCAUGAGGGAGAGCCCCUGUCCACAUUAUUGCAAGUAGCUUGGCACAGGAAGUUGAAGUAUGCACAGAAGAUCUUAGAUGCUGCAAUGGACUUUACUUUUAAACAUGAUCGGUUUCGUUUCUACCUUAUGGAUUGGUCACUGGACAACAUUGUUGCAAAUGGAAAGGAUGAAAUCACAUUUGUUGACUUAGAAGACUUAGUAGUUCUUGAUAAGCAUAUAUUACCAAAAAAAGACCUGCCAGAUUGGUACCAACGGUACUCAAGAGAGCUCAUGGGAUCUGGUUUCACAUUCUCAAUAGAAAAUAUGUGUAGACAUCAUCUUAGUGACCAUAAUCUUUGGGCUGCAUGUUAUGUUUUAGCUGGAGAUGAUAAUCCUUUAUUAUAUCCAAUACCUAAAGAAGUCAAUACUUCUAGACCACAUUUUGAUAGAUUAUUAAGUACAUGUUUGAAUGGAGAAGACAGAUUUCGUACAGUAAGCAAGCUGCAGCAUGUCAUAGAAGAAAUGUUAUCUGAUGAAAAGAUAGUAGGUGUAGGUGCUGUAAGAUGAUGAGUAUUUUUUUUUCAAGAAUCUCUGCCUUAUAAAUUAUUUUAUCUGUGAUAUUAUUAUAUUCUGUGUAAGAUGAGAAAACGUGGUUGCGAAUUAUUUUCAACUUACUGUCAUAAUUUAAUAAGUUUGCUGUAUUUGUACUGAUCAUGAUUCAUUAAC